Molecule: messenger RNA, 1088 nt
Organism: Eleginops maclovinus (Patagonian blennie)
Lineage: Eukaryota; Metazoa; Chordata; Actinopteri; Perciformes; Eleginopidae
Gene: rexo2
Product: small fragment nuclease
Exons: 7
Coding region: 36-824 (262 amino acids)
Cellular component (GO): mitochondrion
Molecular function (GO): 3'-5'-RNA exonuclease activity; nucleic acid binding
Source: RefSeq, a predicted model, not a curated record
UUUUUACGACAGAUCACAUCGGAAGCCGGCCCAGGAUGCUAGUGAGCUCGCGGACCUCGGCAUGGGCUCCAGUGAUUUUAGAGUUUAUUUGCAAGAGGAGAGCUCCUGUUCUUCAGCACAUAACGACAGGCUGCCAUUCACACUGCAGUCGUGGAAUAAACACAUUCAUUUCAAGUUCGGACGUCCAGUUAUCCAGAAAAAUCAGCAUGUCGUCCAACGCGAUGUCCCAGAGAAUGGUGUGGGUGGACCUGGAGAUGACAGGUCUGGACAUUGAGAAGGACAAGAUCAUUGAAAUGGCGUGCUUAAUCACAGACUCUGAACUGAAUAUUCUGGCUGAGGGGCCCAACUUGAUAAUAAACCAGCCAAAGGAGCUGCUGGACGGCAUGUCAGAGUGGUGUAAAGAGCAUCAUGGAAAGUCAGGAUUGACCCAGGGGGUGCAGGACAGUAAAAUCACUUUGGAACAAGCAGAGUACGAGUUCCUGUCCUUUGUCAGACAGCACACCCCACCUGGACAGUGUCCCCUUGCUGGGAACUCUGUGCACGCUGACAAGAGGUUCCUGGACAAGUUCAUGCCACAGUUUAUGUACCACCUUCACUACAGGAUCAUUGACGUCAGCACCAUUAAGGAGCUUUGCAGACGGUGGUAUCCAGAGGAAUAUAGAAUUGUGCCUCACAAGAAAGCAGCCCACAGAGCCUUGGAUGACAUCCAGGAGAGCAUCAAAGAGCUGAAGUUCUACAGAGCCAAUGUCUUCAAGCCCUCAACAGAGGAGAAGAAGUGCAGAAUAUCACAAAACGGAGGCAGCAUCAACAGCUCCCACACAUGAAGCUGUGGAGCUCCAGCGUUGUGUUGCCACAUUUCUUUCAAGUUUAGUUUCUGUUCAUAUUUGUUUCAUCACUUGUUCCAAAUGUAGGUUUCAUCAAAGGAAGCAUGAUUCUUGCAAGAGUUUAUUCAACAGAAACCUAUUUUUCCAAAUUUAAAAGAGAAACAUUUUAAUUUAAGGUUGCAGUUUCUUUUUACUUUAGUGUGGGAUCUACUUUGAUUUCCCUCGCUUUUAAAGUGAAACCAAAUAAACUGAUCACACACCACA